GCUCGCCUGCCCCAUCCGCCGCGCCGCGAGCCGCCUCUCCUUCCUCGGCGUGUUCCUGGCUUGCCUUUGCCGCGCUCUAGUAGCAGUGGCAUGAGGGCGGGGCGGCCGAAGAUCGGCGACCAAGCGACCAGCGACGUGGUAGUGCGGCUACGGACGCCGGAGGGCCGCGACGAGUGGCUCUACUGCCACUCCGCGGUCCUCGCCGCCGGCAGCACCUACUUCGCCGACCGCCUCUCCGACGCCUGGCCGACGUGCCAGAUCCUCGGCUCGCGCUACUGCGUCGAGGUCUACUGCCAGGAGCUGGACCUGAGCUCCUAUGUCACAGCGCUCCGGCUCCUAUACGCCAUCGAGCCCUGCUCGCAUUUCGGCGUCCGCGGCGCGCUGGGCGUGCUCCAGGCGGCCGUGCACCUUGGAUGCGGGCAGAUCGCCGCCGCCUGCGCCGGCUACAUUGAGUCCGCCCCCUGGGAGGAGGCCGACGAGGAGGAGAUUCUGAGGACCGUCCCCGGCCUCGGCCCGCAGUACGAGUGCAUCCUCGCGCGUCUCCGGCCAAUCGAUCCGGCUCCGGUGACGAGCAUAUUCCUUUCGGCGUUCCGGCACGCGACGCUCUCGUCGGCGGCUGGGCCAGCGCGGGAGCUCAAGUCCGCCGCUCAGGAGCAGCUGGAGUACAUGCUCACCGAAGAUGACGACGCCCCAUUGGUAGCCCUUGACAACGACACUGUGAAGUCUCAAGUGAAGGAUUGUGCCACUGCUUUACUAAGCCAGUUCAGUGCUUUCAUGAGCUCUAUCCUGACGAAACAAAAGGAGGCGCCUCCUCUUGAUGGUGAGCACGGCCAGCUUCAGCAGGAGUUACAGUUUUUUCUUUGUGAUAUCUCUUGGGUCUCUCAGGUCCUGAGCAAGCUCGAGAUGAUGAAGUGCAUUGUUGUCUACUGGGUCGGAGUGUCCACUGAUAUGGUAGAAACUGUUGACGCGGUAUGCACUGGGGAUGACUGUCUGAAGACCAGGCUGAAGGUGGUAGAGGUGUCUGCAAAAGUCCUGGAGGCUGUUGCAUUUGGCAAUGUCAUCCUUCCAGCCGAAAAACGCCGUCAUAUGGUGAAUUUAUGGAUUCGAUUCGCAAGGGUGACAAAAUCUUUGGCUGAUCAGGCCGAUCAGGAUGGUGACGGCGAAGCUGAGACACCAAAGGAAAACCUGGACAAUGAGGUCUGGCAGGGCCUGGAGUCUGCAAUUGUUUCGAUUGUGCUGACACUGCCGUCAAAUAGUCAAGCUGAGAUUUUGUCAGAGUGGCUUCAGUCGAAACAUGUUAGAUAUCCUGACCUGACAGAGGCAUUUGAAGCCUGGUGUUAUAGAUCGAAGGUUGCUAAAAGAAGGCUCUCUUUCUUGAGCGACAUUGGCCAGGUAUCUUGAUUCCUGACCAAUUAACAAUUAACCGAAGCGGACAUGAGAUAUCUGAAUUGAACAAGUUUGCAUGCUUUCUGCUGGGGAAAAUCAUCAGGUUCUGUGAUCACCAGCAUAAAUUUUGGAAUUUGGAGGCAGUGCAGAAAAGGGCUCUUGCCAAUAUUCGUAUCCAUGACAUGAAUCCUGAUAACAAGUAGCCGAAGCGGGGAGGGCCUGUUCGGUUGUUUGGGAUUGGAGCCCCGAAUUAAUUCCUAGCCGAAUUACUUAUCUAAUUUAUAUAGAUUUUAAUAAGCUGGAAUGAAUCCUGGCUUAUUCCGGUACAACCGAACGGGCCCUUAGUAAAUUACCCAGAGUUUGUCUCUAUAGAUUGCAGACUAACUUUAAUCUGAAGCGAAACGGCCUGUGAUUAAUAGGGUGUCAUUUCUUGCUUGUGGAAAAGAAGUUUGUAAUGAGUGAUCAGUUAACAUUGUCUUUGAGAAAAGACUCAAGGGAUGCGAC
Messenger RNA from Zea mays, 1890 nucleotides. RefSeq lists its product as uncharacterized. Gene Ontology annotation, molecular function: protein binding. Lineage: Eukaryota; Viridiplantae; Streptophyta; Magnoliopsida; Poales; Poaceae. The transcript has 2 exons. The record is from RefSeq and is marked validated. Bases 91 to 1401 code for a protein of 436 amino acids.